GACACGCCCCGCCAAGACACGCCCCGCAAUACAUGCAAUCUAUCCAACUGCCGUACGACCAGGUGCUCCUAAACAUUAAUUGCCCGCUACGUCCACAACUAUUAGCCGGUGGAGUACAGCGGAUUCAAGUUCCCGGGAUACAAGUUUUUCGAGGACCAGCUCCUGGUGGACCGGCUCCUGGUGGAACAGCUCCUCGUGGACCAGCUCCUCGUGGAUCAGCUCUUGGUGGACCAGCUCUUGGUGGAUCAGCUCCUGGUGGAUCAGCUCUUCGUGGACCAGCUCCUCGUGGACCAGCUCCUGGUGGAUUAGCCCCUGGAGGACCGGUUCCUGGUGAAUUAGCUCUUGGUGGACCAGCUCUUGGUGGACCGGCUCCUCGUGGACCAGCUCCUUAUGGACCAGCUCUUGGUCACCAGGCACAAGUCCCACAAAGACAAGUCCCACAAGGACAAGUCCCUCGAGGAGAGGUGCUACAAGUACAAAUCCCUCCGGAAGAAUUAGCUUAUCAACAAGGAGCAGAACUGGCAUUGGAAGAGUAUCCUUCAACCGAACCUGGCUUUCCAACAUCAUCAGUCCGACCCGCUCGUUACAUGGCUGGGGGACGCAGGAACAGAAAUAAAAACGGUCGUGGAAGAGGUCGUGGAAGAGGUCGUGGAAGAGGUCGUGGAAGAGGUCGCGGAAGUCGCAUCGUCAACAUUUUUAUGUAAUAAUAUUUACAUAAUCCAAAAGCCAAUUAACUUGAUUUGAGAGAAAAAUUCUUAAACUUAAGAAAUUGUA
Cotesia glomerata is the source of this 774-nucleotide messenger RNA. RefSeq names its product translation initiation factor IF-2-like. Bases 33 to 704 code for a protein of 223 amino acids. The record is from RefSeq and is a predicted model, not a curated record. NCBI's taxonomy places the organism in Eukaryota, Metazoa, Arthropoda, Insecta, Hymenoptera, Braconidae. The transcript is spliced from 2 exons.